This is a messenger RNA of Lethenteron reissneri (Far Eastern brook lamprey), 4149 nucleotides long. Its product is annotated as NACHT, LRR and PYD domains-containing protein 3-like. Gene Ontology annotation, cellular component: cytoplasm. NCBI's taxonomy places the organism in Eukaryota, Metazoa, Chordata, Hyperoartia, Petromyzontiformes, Petromyzontidae. The record is from RefSeq and is a predicted model, not a curated record. Gene Ontology annotation, molecular function: ATP hydrolysis activity; protein binding.
UUCAAAGCCCAGGCCUAAGGACUCGGGACACAAUGAUCGUGAUUCAGAAUCAUAGCACCGGAUUUGCAGCGCGAAAGCUUGGGAUGCUUGGACGGUGACAGAUCGGCGUUCAGAUCAAAAUCAGGAGUGUAUUUCCCAUUGAGUAAAGCCCAUUGAGCUAAGAAGAUCUUUUUCAAGGGCGACUCGGCCAGCAGACAUCAGACUAUUCCACAAUUACAGGUUUUAAAAAACACAUUGGAAUCUCGGAUUUCGGGCUGAGAGCCGGACGGCAGAACGUGAGAUGAAACCGGAAUCCCAACGGCACUGCCAAGUGGUGACGCUGGCGGCGGUCUGAACGCAGAGGACGGUGCUGCUCUUUACUCUAAAGGGCCCCCCCCACCACCAGUCCUCCACAAUCAACUUGGAAUGUUCCACAGCUGAAUGCUACCCUUGAAGCGUAACAUGGCACAAAUGGCAGUGGACAUGCCGGUCUGCAGGUUCCUUCGUCAACACCGCGUGGAGCUGGAAAGCUGCCUGUCCAGAAAGCCAUUGUCCGUGCUCACACUCUCAGAUGAGCGGGGCAUAGUUCAGCCCCCAGAGUAUCGCACCCUGAACAGGGUGAAAGACCCCCAUGAGCAGAUGCGGCAACUGAUCGACAGAGUUACUGCCAAGGAGGAGUCGGAUUGCCGGAGCUUCGUGGCGCACGUGCUCAUUCCGCUGUGCUGCACGGUCAGCGGCCUGGACGCGUGGUUCACGCGGAACGAGUCCAUGCUGGCCACGAUGGGUUUCCUGUCCGUAAAGAGUUGCAUUUUGAAAAUCUACAAAGAAUACUUGAAGGAAAGGACUUCGAUCAUGAGAAGCUAUGAUGCCAGGCCCACAGAGCACAUUUCCAUCAAAGAGCAGUGUGUGGAGCCCAUCUUGGUGACUUAUGAUUACGUGGAUGAAAACAAACAACACGAGAGUGAAGUCAGACUCAACGCACACGAGAACAUUGUACAGCGAAUGAAGAGAGAUGGGUUCAAACACAAUCAGCUGUUUGACCCCAUUGAGGAAGAGCGACCAUUGAUAGUGUUGCUCGUGGGCACUGCAGGCAGUGGUAAAACCACAAUGAGCAACUUUAUAGUGCACCGCUUGCUCUCUGGAGAGCCAGUAUUCUCAUGUAGCUUCCAAUAUGUGAUAUACAUUCGAUUUAGAGAUCUAAACCACUAUGCUGAAGAGACCACACUCCGAGAAGUGUUUGUCGAGUUGCAUAACAAUUUGGGGGAUGAAGCGGACACGAUAUUUUCCAACGCGAAGGAGACAUUGUUCGUGAUGGAUGGCUUGGAUGAGUUUGCGAAGCCUCUUGACUUUCAGAGACCCUGCAGCGACCCUAACAGUAGGAGGAGCGUGGAGGCGAUUCUUGCCGGCCUACUGGAGGGAAGGCUUCUGACGGGCGCCUCGUUUCUGGUGACAACCAGACCCAUCGCCCUGCAGCAGCUCGCUUCCAUUAAGAUCAAACGAAGUUCGGAGAUCAUGGGCUUCUCGCCUGAAGAGCGCGAGAAGUUCUUUUGUAAAUUCCUCAGAGAUGAAGCCCUGGGAAGACAGGCGCACGGCAUGUUGCAGCAGUACGAGAUCCUCAGCAUUCUGUGCUGCAACCCGGCUUUUUGCCAGAUAGCAGCCAUCACUCUCAAGUCGUACCUGAAAGAUCGCAAAUCUGACAUAUUCAUGCUGACCUCCAUGACCGACCUUUUCACAAAGUACACGUUUGUUCUCGUUCGACACCACAACGAUGGCUGCGGUGGUAAGAACGCCAUCAACGCCAAGGAGACGAUAAGAGGGCUGGCCAACAUGGCUUUCAAAGGCGUUCAGGAAAACAAUCAGCUGUUCAGCGAAAUGCACCUGCAAGAAUUCAGCAUCGAUUCCGAUCGCGUGCAGGAAACUUUUCUUAGUGAGAUUUUCAAAUGCGAAGGCGUUAUUGUCUCCAAGAGCUAUUCGUUCUCCCACCUGACAAUUCAAGAGUACUUCGCGUCUCUGGCCGUGUAUCUGCCACAGCCCAAGCUGCCAGUUCCUGCUGUCAUUGAGGAAAUGGAGAGGUGUUCUGAUGGACGGUUUGACAUCUUUCAGAAGUUUUUCACCGGAUUAGCGUCACGCAUUCAUUGGAAAACGCUCGCCGAAAUCCUCGACCGCCCAUCCACGGACUCCCAGCGUGAGAUCAUCCAGUGGCUCAAACGCAGGAUGACGGCCAGCGACCCCAACAAGCGCAGGCUCAUUAGCCUCCUGCACUGCCUGUACGAGCUGCAAGACCCCGACGCCAUUCGCGAGAUCAUGCAGACAAGAGAGUCGCUGGAUCUGUCUCAUACUCCACUCAGCCCGUUCGACUGCACAGCCCUCUCUUACGUCCUGCAGAGUCGGAACAGACCUCUUGAGAAACUAAACCUGUGGGAGUGUGGCAUCAGCGACAAAGAAUUAGUGAGGCUGCAGCCCACGAUACAGAGAUGUCACGAGCUGUGGUUUGGAAGUGAAUCAUUUGGAGAUAAUGGAGUAGAGCUCAUGGCCAAGUAUAUGGAAGAGAGCAGUGGACAUCUGCAGGCAUUAAUCAUGGACUCGUGCUGCCUCACCUCCAAGUCGAUCCCGGCUCUCUGGAACAUCAUCACCUUAAACCCAAACCUUAAAACGCUCAUGCUUUCCGGAAAUGACCUGGGGGACAAAGCAAUGGAGGAUCUUGCUCAGGAGAUGCAGACACAUCCCAUGAGACUGGAACGGCUCUACUUGAACAAAUGUUCGCUGACGGACAAGUCAAUUCCUGCCCUGCAUCAAAUCCUCACCACUAACAAUUGCUUCGACUGGGUCUCGUUAAUUGACAAUAAAUUCAGCCCAGAAGGUUAUUCCAGACUGAAGGACAUGGAGCAGACAGGGCAGCUCUACAUUCAGCUGAUUGGACCGGCGCCAGCAUCAAAAAUGAAGAGUACAUCGAACGUGAGAAAGAGGCCAACGAUCGCGGCAAUGUGAAGAAUGAGCCCUUCGACAGAGUCCCACUUUAGGUACUGCACGGGUUUAACAAAGCAGUCGGUGUGCGUUCCCGUUGACCAGGAGUCCGGAGGGCACCUCACGCAGUUAUUGGCGUCUGUAACGGAACACAGUAACAACGGUGAGAGGGCAUGGGCACUGAUGGUGUGGUCUCAUCAACACUCCGUCCGAUCACCACACUUUGCAGGUCACAACAACGUAUAGCAAACCCUUCCCUCUUGCAGGUUUAGCUAUCGCGGUUUUUGCUGUUUCGCACCAAAUCUAUUGAGGUACAGUUCGCCGAUCAAUCAUUCGCGGUUGACCGCGAAAUUCCUGUAUGCAUUGUAACUCGCAAUGCUGCUGCUGCUGCGGAAAGACACACCUAUAGCCGUCUUGUCUCCCAAGCGGCCCAUCUCGGGUCUCAGAUCACGUGGUGUCCUCAGUUUUUUAAUUCUAUACAUUUACCAUAUAAGUUACAUUUAACACGAUAAAUAUGCGUCAUAUUUUACAUUCAAAAUACUACCUUACUCUUUGGUUCUUUCGGUAAAGUCACGUAGAUAGAAAAAUAAAAUAAUAUAUCACGACGUUUCGAUCGCAACACAAGCGGUCGUCCUCAGGUGGAAUUUUUGGUAUCCAGUAGUGGAACUGCUGAACCAGCGAGAGAGCUGUUACAACAACAAGACGUUAUAUAUAUGUAGAUGGACAAGCAGGCGGGGUCUGAGCUGGAAAGGAAUUCCAUCCCCGUACGCAAGCACGUCAGUUGUGUUAAUGGGGGAGAUUCGGGAGAGAGAUUAGGGAGAGAGAUUAGCAUGAAAUGAGCUUCCGUCCCCGCAUACUAGUAUCGUUCCCGCAUAUGGCACACAGCAGUGUUAAUGGAAGACUAUCACUAUAUUGAUGGGAGAGAUUAGGCAGAGAGAUUAGGGGGAUUAGCAAGUUAAUGUCAUUUAUAUGUGUAACACAAGCUGCGGCGCUGCCAAAUGCGCUGUGAGAGGCAAGAUCCCCCCCUUGUCUCACGCUCAGCAGUCGUUUAUGACUCUUGGGCUACGCCCGUUUCUACCCUUUAGAAGCAGCCUGCAUCAGCAGCUUGCCUCCUACCUUAUACAACCUCUUGUUGCAGCAGCUCUUUCUCCUUCGUCAGCAGUUUCCCUGCUGUGUUGAUCUCAUCUGAUGACGGUUACUUGUGUU